Molecule: messenger RNA, 1121 nt
Organism: Zingiber officinale
Lineage: Eukaryota; Viridiplantae; Streptophyta; Magnoliopsida; Zingiberales; Zingiberaceae
Product: urease accessory protein G-like
Exons: 7
Coding region: 84-938 (284 amino acids)
Molecular function (GO): GTPase activity; nickel cation binding
Source: RefSeq, a predicted model, not a curated record
GAGAAUGCAGGGUCAGCGCCUCAUCUCCUCACUUAUCGUCUUCAACUCACAUUACCUAGCCGUAAACUUCCUCUGCCGCCGCCAUGGCUUCUCACGACCACGACCACGACCACCACCACCACCACCACGACGAAGGCGAGGACCAUCAUCACCAUCAUUACCAUGAGGCUGGGACCGUCGCCGCCUCGUCGUCGUUCGUCGGUCAGGACGGAAGGGUGUACCAUUCCCACGACGGCCUGGCGCCCCACUCGCACGAACCCAUCUACUCCCCAGGGUUCUUCAGCAAGCGCGCGCCACCCAUUGUAGAUAGGGACUUUAAGGAGCGAGCUUUCACUAUCGGAAUCGGAGGUCCCGUUGGCACUGGAAAAACAGCAUUGAUGCUUGCACUUUGCCAGUUCUUGCGGGAUAAAUACAGUCUUGCUGCUGUAACAAAUGAUAUAUUCACCAAGGAGGAUGGAGAAUUUUUAGUGAAGAAUGGAGCACUUCCUGAGGAAAGGAUUCGGGCUGUUGAAACUGGAGGGUGUCCACAUGCUGCUAUACGUGAAGAUAUAAGUAUUAAUCUAGGCCCUUUGGAAGAGCUAUCUAAUUUGUACAAGGCAGACAUACUUCUGUGUGAAUCUGGAGGAGAUAACUUGGCUGCUAAUUUUAGCAGAGAAUUAGCGGACUAUAUAAUUUACAUCAUCGAUGUUUCUGGCGGUGAUAAAAUACCUAGAAAAGGUGGUCCAGGAAUCACUCAAGCAGAUCUUUUGGUAAUUAACAAGACAGACAUAGCACAAGCAGUUGGAGCUGACUUGGGAAUUAUGGAAAGGGAUGCAUUACGUAUGCGAGAUGGAGGGCCAUUGGUUUUUGCUCAGGUGAAGCAUGGAAUUGGCGUCAAAGAAAUUGUGGACCAUAUACUGCAAGCAUGGGAAGCAGCUACUGGUAAUCCGCAUCGCUGAUUCUGUUAUAUGAUGUUGAACUUAGCGUUUGCAGCUCUGGAUACAUUGCUUAAUAAAUGUUGUGGAUGUAAUGAGUUGCUUUGAACCAGACGACCUUUGGACCCUUAUUGUUUUAGUUUCCAUCCUCCUAUUAUAUGCUCUGAGAACUUGAUUGGAGUUCAUAAAGAUCCAAUAGUUUUAUCA